ACUUGCGAGUUGCGACCAUUACUACCACGACCACUAUCAAUGUGCACUGGUGCUACAGCGACAGUUGACCACGAUUACACUCCAGGGGCAGCGGCGGCGACGACGACAAGUCGACAACGUCAAUAUUAAUGCCACCGCCGCCGCAGAUUACAGAUUACCUACGUUUUUUUUUCUUUUCUAUCAUUGUUAUCGUCGUUCGCCGUCGCCGUUGUCAGCGAACGGAAACGUCGGAAAUCAACUUUUGGUGCCUACCCGUUGUGUGAGCGUGCCGGGCAAUAUUCUUGUUAACACGGUGCCCGGCAGUGGGUCGGCUGUGUAGACAGGCGCCAUUGUCGUGUAUCGCGCCACCGACUAGGACGGCCGAUCAGCAGUAGGCUGUCCCCCUCGCCUGGAGUGAGUGAGCGAUUUGUACACGCUGUUGGCAAAGGUUAGAUCGAUCAGGUUCGACGAGAGGGAACGGACGGCCUCGCACGGCCACCGACCGUCAUGGCUCACCGUCGUCCGGCCGGCGGCACGUCCUCGCCGUCGUCGUCUGUCACCGACAACGAAAAUGCCAUCAGACUACUGGAAUCGCUGCAGAACGACUUCAAGAGCUUGUCCAUGGAGACGAAGAAGAAAUAUCCACAAAUCAAAGAGGCGUCUGAAGAGGCCAUUGUCAAAUUGAGAAAUUCGGCGGCUGUUGCGGCCGAUCACUUGCAACAACAACAACAACAACCACACCACCAUCAUCACCAGAUAUAUUAUGUUGUCAAUCAAAUACUAUAUCCUGUUGUGCAGGGGUGUGAGACCAAGGAGCCAAAAAUCGUCAAGAUGUGUUUGGGAACCAUACAGAAACUAAUCACACACCGAGCAGUUGACCAAAAAGGUGCUCGUUACAUAACUGAUACCUUGUGGAUGCUAAUGGAGUCGGGGACUGAACACGUAAAAGUAUUACAGAGUGUCACGCUGUUAUUGACCACUGACUGUGUGGUGCGUGGUGAAACUUUAGCUAGGAAUUUGGUGUUGUGUUUCCGACUACAUUUUACCAAAGACUCGCAAGCUGUCAUUAACACAGCUGGUGCUACUGUACGUCAGCUUGUAGCUCUAGUAUUUGAACGUGUUAUGCAUGAAGAUGAACAGCUUGAACAGCAACUUAAAGACUGUAGUGAAGACGAUAAUGGAUAUGAUGCACAACAACAAAGAAAUGGCAUAGAGUCCUCUGUUCCACCACAAGACCAAAGACAACAGCAAAGUAAUAGAACUCAACCAUUGCCACAACUUCAUCAUCAUCAUCAGUAUAAUGGUAGCAACGUAAGUGGAAAUGAUAAUAUCGCUGCUGUGUCUUCAUUGAGCCCUUGUGCUGCAGAUGCAUAUCAUAUGUUCCAGGACCUUGUGCGAUUGGUGAACACUGACCGUCCAUAUUGGCUGGUUGGAAUGACGGAAAUGACCAGGACGUUUGGUCUGGAAUUACUGGAGUCUGUGCUUUCUGAUUUUCAGCCUGUGUUUUAUAAACACAUGGAGUUUAGAUACCUAUUAAAAGAGCGUGUCUGCGCAUUAGUCAUUAAGCUAUUUUCUCCCAAUGUCAAGCAUCAUAGUGGAAAUAGUGGCGCUAGGAGAAACACAAUAACCAACACUGGAAGCGGCGCUUCAUCUGUUUCUGGCAAUAAUAACUCUUCAGUAAUGAUGAUGGGUGUUACUGGUGGUGCUGGCAGUCCUACCUCAAAUCACCGUGGUGAUGAUAGACCACAUUAUGCUAUUACAGUACGACUAUUGCGUCUCGUUUCGAUAUUGGUUCGCAAAUACCAUAAGCUACUGAUUACCGAGUGUGAGAUAUUUUUGUCAUUGAUUGUCAAGUUUUUGGAUGCUGACAAACCUGCAUGGCAAAGAUCUGUCGCUUUGGAGGUAUUACAUCGACUGGUGGUUGAACCUGGCCUAUUAGCCGCAUUUUGCGCAUGUUAUGAUCUCAAAUUACAUAGCACCAAGAUAUUUCGUGAUAUUAUUGACUCAUUAGCUGGAUACGUGCAAUCAUUAUUUAAUCCUGCUAUGGUGGUGUCAGGUGGCAGUUCUAUGAACAAUGCUGCAAUGAUGGCAGCAACUGCUAACGCAGCACUCCAAGGACAGUCACCAACUGUAUUGGCUGGUAUGCCAGUUGGUCCAGGUGUGUCCCCACAACCAGGUUUUUUUGGACGUAAUGGUAUAUGGCUACCAGUAGUGAUCCAGCUACCAACUGGUCAAGCUAAAUCCAUUUACCUGGAAAUGAAUGAUAAACACGAUGAACCACCACAAGUGGCUGAUGGGUAUGGUGUAUCUGUGGCAUAUGCAUGCUUAGUAGAUGCAGUUCGUGCUAUUCAAAUUGAAGUACGCCCUGAUAUACAUCAAUCAGUCGUGUUUCCGCCUUCCACCACUGCAGUAUCAUCUAAUGUUGGGGACGAUGGACGUGGUCAUCAACGAAAUACUGACAGUCUUUCCCAAAAGAACAUCCCAGAAGAUGACAAUGGUAAUGAUGAACAAAGUCAAACAACUGGAGCUAAGAUAUCUCCAUUACAUGAACAGAUAAUAAACAGUAGUUGGUAUGGACUACUAACAACAUUUUGCCCGCUAAUUGAGUCAUGUACUGACGAAGGAAUUACAGAAAACAUGCUAAAAGCAAUGCAAGCAUAUAUUGGCCUAUGCGGUCUGUUAGAUAUGCGGGGGCCACGUGACGCCUUUAUUACAGCUGUGUGCCGUGCAUGCUUACCACCACAUUACAACCUGACUGUAUUUAGUGGAGCAGUCAAUACUUGUUGUGCAGGUCAAUCAUCAACAUCGCCAACAGUGCAAUAUGCCACUUCUGCAACGAUGUAUGAUGACCAUCAUCAUCAACAAUAUAGCAGCGCGACUGGAGGUGGGUAUGGCCCAGAAUCAGCUGAUUACAAGCAACAACAACAAGUCAUAGUGGCUGUGGGAACUCCAUUGGCCACUCCUUCGUCUGUUCUGCAGACCAUGUCAUCGUCACCGUCAAGUACCUCACUACAGAACCAUGGGCCUGUCAUGCUUACAGCUAAGAAUUUGCAGUGCAUGCGUGCUCUGUUAGUACUAGCACAUUGCCAUGGUUCCAUUUUGGGAUCAUCUUGGCAUUUGGUAUUAACAACUCUGCAGCAUCUUGUCUGGAUAUUGGGCUUGAAACCAUCAACUGGUGGAAGCCUUAAAGCAGGAAAUAGUGCUGCUACAUCGGUGCCAAAUAGACACUCAAGUGUCACCAAUUCUGCCACUGUUGCAGAUGGUACGGUCGUUGGCUCAUUAUCAUCGUCCACUUCUUCAGUGUCAACAACUUCGUCAUCAAAUGUUGCUGUCAUAACAACGGCUGUUAUGGCCGCCGACCUGCCUGUACUUUCAACCAUGCUCAGUCGGCUCUUUGAGUCCAGUCGAUAUCUGGAUGAUGUUGCUCUCCACCAUUUAAUUGAUGCACUCUGCAAGUUGUCACAUGAAGCUAUGGAGUUGGCCUAUUGCAAUCGGGAACCAUCACUGUUUGCUGUCGCUAAACUUUUAGAAACUGGAUUAGUUAAUCUUUCACGUAUUGACAUACUUUGGAGACCUGUGACUAAUCACUUGUUGGAUGUUUGUCAGCAUCCACACAUUAGAAUGCGUGAAUGGGGUGUCGAAGCUAUAACAUACCUGGUGAAAGCAGCUCUACAGUAUAAAUAUCAGCCUCCGCUUAAAGAUAAUCAAAAACUACAAAUAUUAUUACUAAGUCCAUUAUCCCAAUUGUCAUUAAAUAUGAAUGGUGAUGUCAGACAACGGCAAUUGGAAUGUGUAUUACAAGUACUGCAUGGAUCAGGACAGACAUUAUCACAUGGUUGGCCAUUAGUAUUGAACAUAGUUGGUGCUGUAUCUGACCGUCAUGGAGAGAACUUGAUAAGAAUAGCAUUCCAGUGUUUAGAACUGGUACUCACUGAUUUUUUGCCACUGAUGCCGUGCAAAUGUUUACCUUUGUGUUUGGAAACCACAGCAAAAUUUGGAAUGCAAACACGUGACUUGAACAUAUCAUUGACAGCAUUAGGAUUAAUGUGGAACGUUGCUGAUUAUUUCAAAGAUAAUAAAGACAAAUUGCUCUGUAACAAUAGUGGAGGUGAUAACAAUAUGAAACGAGGAGCCAGUGGUGAAACAUUGACUGAUGGUAACACACUAGAUGCAACAAUGUCAGGAAUCACGUUGAAUGAUCCUCAAGAACUGGUAUAUCCCGAUUUUCCAGGUGUCACUACGCUAGCGGAAAUGUCCGAGUUUGAUAAGUUGUGGAUGUGCUUGUUCACCAAACUGGGUGAACUUUGUAUCGAUCCCAGACCUGCUGUUAGGAAGUCGGCCGGACAAACAUUGUUAUCAACGAUUUCUGCACAUGCAAACUUAUUGACUCCGUCAUCGUGGAAUGCUGUUUUGUGGCAGGUACUGUUUCCUUUAAUGAACAAAGUGCAAAUGCUCUGCGAGUCGGCCAGUGAUUCUACGUGCAAUACAGUUGCAGCUUCCGAUGGUACGGGUGGCAGUAGUGUAGGGGGAAGUGGUGGAAGUGGAUCGGCGGGUGGUGGUACGAUCCUGAUACACCAUUCCCGGAAUACUGAUCAAAAACAAUGGGCAGAAACGCAGGUGUCUACGCUGUAUGGUUUAGCCAGGGUGUUUAACGCAGAGAAGUACUCAAUGACAGUUGGUGGAGAUUUUGUCAAAGCGUGGACCUUGCUGUUGGAAUACAUGGAAAAAGCGGCUUUGAAUAGAAAUGUGGAGGUAUCGCUGGCAGGGUUGCGUUCAUUGCACGAACUCUUAAUGGUUUAUAGCAACUCCAAUAACGUCGGUGAUGGUACAAAUAUGACGCCAAACGAUAAAAACGUAGCGCCUGAGGUACGGUUGCCGCGAGAAGAAGAUUGGCAAAGUAAAAACGGAGUUGCUGGAUCGGCCACACCUACAAUGGCACCGCCGUCUUCGUUGGUGGAAAAUGAAAUUUGGACAUGUACAUGGACUGUAUGGAUGCGAAUCGCAACGGCCGCUACUGAAACGACAGUUGUUGAAAGUCCCACUAAUCCGCCUCCGACAACGACUGCUAGCAGCGGAUCGUCAGCGGCCGGAGUGGAAGACCGUCGUCGUCGCGAGUAUCAGCAGCCACAACAACAUCAUCAGUCUCUGCAACAUAAGCAGAAAUUUUUAACGGCCCUGUUGCAAAUAUUUCCGUUAAUAUUUACGCGCAUCAAAACCAGGUUCACUGACCAAGAUUUAAAAGAUCUUUUCCGAGUAUUGGAUGCAGCAGCUGCUGUUGACGGAUCAGCGGCGGUGGUUCUGUCUGAUCACCAUCAUCAAUACUAUCAUCAUCAACAGCAACAACAGAAUUACUACGGUGGUAGCUACAGUCAACAACAGUUGACUCGAUUGCAGGACGAGAUUUUACAGUGUCUGGAAACGUUAGAACGGGAAACAUUGAUUUUCGACGAAGAAGAAUUUAAUGGUGCAGGACCUUCGUCAUCUAUUGCCGCUGAUAAUACGCCGAUACGUAAUGACAGUGGUGACAUAGAUAAAAAUAACUCAAUGACUUCGACGGAGCAGCAACGGCAGCGGAGUCAACUGGUCCAGAGAUUUCUGUGUCCUCUCUUCGAUCAACUGUUGAAAUUCUGCCGUUUCGUAUGCCCUCCGUUACCACCUUCUGUAUCCAACACCGGUAUUGAUAGACAACAAUUGACAAACGGUGCAACGGCGGUCGACCAAUUUCACCAUCACAACAAGUUUGCAGCGGCGGUGGCUAUCGAUUCGAAUUAUGUAGCGUUUGGUGAGAAAGCAGUGCUCAUGAUUGUUGAUUUGUAUGGAAUGACGGCGGCUGAAACAUGCGUAGUUAAAGGCGAGAUUUUGAGACGAAUCAUUGAGGUGUUUUCUGUACCUCUUGCCGGCCGAUACUCUUCCUAUCCGACACCAGCUCCGUCAUUCCAUUACCAUAUGGACGUUACUCCCUUAUCGUCGGGAAGCACGCAGCAACAGCAGCAGCAACACGUUCAACAGCAACAACAGCAGCAUCUCAUGUUAGUGCGGCGACGUCAGCAACAGCAACAGAACACGUGGAAACUACUGGUGGUCGGCCUAAUGAAUGUGCUGUCAGUGGGGGUGCCGCUGGCCCGGGACUCCGGUGGAGAUGAUUAUAUUUCUAUCUGGUCACCGCUUGGUUCUGUUCUGGAAGACAUAUUAUUCCCAAAGAACUUACCUCCAGCGUCCGCGAUGUUGAAAAGCAACAAAAUGGUGGACGACAAUGACGAAAACGAUUCUGUGAUAAUUGACUGUCAGCUGGUGGAAUUCUUGAAGGAUGAAAUACUGUCGCAGUCAAACAACGUGCCUAGAGAGUUCAUCAUGCGAGUGGUGGUGUUGCUGAACCGAGGCUCGGUGUUGUCCACCACCACCGCGUCGACAUUGCCCAACUAUCCGUACGGCGGCGGUGGAUACGAUACGAUGAUGAUGGUGGAUUGCCGUGAGGGAGGCGUCUCUGGCGGUGUCACGGGCUCUGGCGUCGGCGGUUUCUCGCCGCCAUCCCUCUUACGAGAACAGUUCGCCAAAGUGUGUUUUGAAACGCUAUUGCAGUUUUCAUUGGUAGACGGUCUAUCAUCGUCGUCACCUCCACCGAUGGAUACUUCAGCGACAACGGUGAACAGUGGUGGUAACGAAUCCAACGCGGACGCCGAACUGAUUACUGGCAAACUCGCUGUUACGGCGUUGCUGCACAGAUUCCAGGAGGUUGUCGAGAAGUUCUGUCAUGAUCAAAGUUUGACCGGAAAGUGUCCAUUGCCCAGGUAUCGCAUGUCAGAAAUAUCAUUUGUCCUGAAAGCAAUCGCUACACUCAUUGUGUCUUUGAAAAAAACUCCCGACAAAGUCAGCAAAGCCGUGUGGGAUCAGUUGAUCAGACUGUACCCGUGCCUCGUGCGGUGCGUACCACACACUCAACAAUGUUGUUCGUCGCCUCAGGUCACUGACUCGCUGACCGAAGCUUUGCUCCAGUACGGCGACCUGUUGCUCAAAGCGCCGCCCUCGACCGCUGCCGACGCACAACAACAACAAUAAUUCCGAAGAGUCGACACUAUCGCCACCGCUCGGAGACAUUCCUCCUCUCGCUACUUCUCGCACGCCUUCAUCAUUUAAAAACGUUUUUGUUUUUUUAUUUUCUUCAUUAGAUAUUAUUAUUAUUAUUAUUGUUUCUUUUCUUUGUCGAAGCCUUCGCCGUCGCUGCUGCCAAUCACAAAUAACGUGUUUUUGUUUGUGAAUAAUUUGUAUUACGUACCUAUUACCUAUUACUUUUAACUAUCAUCGUCAUCAUUAUUAGUAUUAUUAUUAUUUUUUACUAUUACUGUCAUGAUUAUUACCUUCGUCGUCGUCACUCGAGUGUUGAUUUAAUUAUUGUUAACCCAAGCAGUAGUACCUAUAUAUUACACCUUAUAAAGCUCGGUGAAUAACAGUUAUUAUAUAUUAUUGUUAUCGUCAUUAUUAUUAUUAUUAUUUUAGUUGUAUCAUUAUUGUUAUACUAUACGCUAUACACGUUUACACGAUAAACGGACAUAAACAAUUAGCCGUGGGCGCUUAAAAAAUACCUCUUAAACGACGAGCUUAUAUAUAGUGCAUACGGUACGAUGAUCGAGAUAGUCUGGCGAGUGCUAACGCACAUACCGAAUGAAAAAUGAGUAUAGUACUAUACUACUAUAGUGUAAAACGCCACGGCGGUGGUGGCCAUAUUAUUAUUAUUAUUAUUUUAUAUAGCGAUGAAGACAAUUAUAUCAUUUCCGUCCUCGUCAACGAUUUUUGGACAUUUGUAUUUAUAAUAUUUAUACAGUGGGAAGAUUUCAGAUGAGAAUCUAUUUUUUAUUUUUAUUUGUAAUAUUUUAAUGCACGUUAAUACAAUUAUGUAUUUGUGUAAAUUUUUU
This is a messenger RNA of Rhopalosiphum maidis (corn leaf aphid), 7889 nucleotides long. RefSeq names its product protein MON2 homolog (gene mon2). Lineage: Eukaryota; Metazoa; Arthropoda; Insecta; Hemiptera; Aphididae. The coding region runs from base 487 to 7035 and encodes 2182 amino acids. The transcript is spliced from 28 exons. The record is from RefSeq and is a predicted model, not a curated record.